CCUGGCCCAAGGGAUCCACGGUAUUUAACCGGGCAAGAUCAACAUCGCUCCCGUUCAAUUUGGAACAAUAAUCCGGAAUCACUUAUUCCCAUCAGUCAUCGAGGGACAUGUCGAUUGCCCCGUUGGAAUGAUCGACUGCAGCCCUAUCUAGAGAGGACGGGAUUGCACAUGCUGAGGCACUUUAUGAGGCUUGAUAUUGAC
This is a messenger RNA of Linum tenue, 201 nucleotides long. The record is from the annotation of a GenBank genome assembly. NCBI's taxonomy places the organism in Eukaryota, Viridiplantae, Streptophyta, Magnoliopsida, Malpighiales, Linaceae.